GAAUUCCAUUUUUUGCCAUUAAAGUCCGAGUUUCAUCGUCUCAGUCAAACCCCUCGGGUUUGCUACUGUACUACUCCCAUCACAUGGCAAUUGGCAAGUGAAUGUGGUGUUAGGAAGCAUUAAAGAAGGGCGGGAAACCGACCAGAUGAAGGCUUCAACAAGCAUGGAAAUGGACGUUGGGGUUCUGUACGGUGCAAUAUGUGGCAACAGUUGGGAGAAAGCCAAGCAAAUCCUAGACCAACACCCAAGUGCCCUGACUGCCAGGCUGACACCCACAAAUGCGACACCUCUCCACGUGGCUGCACUCUUUGGGCACUCAGAAAUGGUGGAUGAGCUGCUGAAACUGGCCAGCCCAGAGACCCUCGAGCUCGCCGAUGACCAUGGCUCCACCCCACUCGCCGCCGCUGCAUCGACCGGAGCGGUUAGGGUUGCAGAACGCAUGCUUCGCAAGAAUAGAAACGCAAUUGGCAUUCCGGACAAGAGGGGCCAUCUCCCUGUCGCAUCGGCUAUUGGUGCGGGUCAGAGACGAAUGGGGCGUUUUCUCUACAAGGAAACCCCUUUGGAGGUCCUCAAACCACAGAAUGGCCACUUGGGUCCCCGGCUCCUCCGUGCGUGCUUUGAAGCUGGGGAACUUGGUGUUGCUCUGGAUCUACUUGAGCGAUGUGAAGAUAUCGUCUUUGCCCCUGAUCAAACCGGCUGGGCACCCUAUUCCAGCAUAGCUUCCCUGCCUUAUGCUGUUGAGACUGCAAGCCAACUUGGGUUCUUGAAAAGAUGCAUUUAUCCCUUUAUACCCACACCACCAACCACAACAAUGGAUGAGGUUUGUGUAGAGGUUCACCAAGAAGCAGGCAGCAAGAGAAGGUUUCAAGGCAUGUAUGAGCUGAAGCAGCUGCAGGCACAAUCAUCUGAAAUUCUGAAACUACUUUGUCGAAGGGUACCCAUUUUGGGCAAGAAAUGUCCAUAUCUUGAUGAAGACACGGAGGUGCUGACCGUCGCAGCCAGAGAAGGGCUUGUUGAUUUCUUGUCUCGAGUAUCUGAAACAUACCCACAAUCACUGCAGUUCACUCCAGAAUAUGGAAACUGGAACAUUUUCUUCCUGGCUAUUAGAUAUCGCCAAGCUGAGGUUUUCAGCCUGAUCCACAGGUACCGGUUCAAGAAUUUAGCAGCCUCAGUGGUGGAUACAUCUGGAAACUGCAUGCUGCAUGUGGCAGCAAAGCUGACUCCUUCGAACCAACUUAACCGCGUCUCCGGUGCAGCCCUGCAGAUGCAGAGAGAAAUGCAGUGGUUCAAGGAAGUUGAGAGUGUGGUUCCCCUUGGACUAAGGGUAUCUCUAAACAGUGACAGGCAAAGGCCAGAAGACAUAUUCAAAGCCACCCACAGAGAUUUAAGGGAUGCAGGGGAGAAAUGGAUGAAGGACACAGCAUCUUCAUGUUCUGUUGUUGGUGCUUUGAUUGUUACCAUGAUGUUUGCAGUGGCUUUUACUGUUCCAGGAGGGAACGACCAGAACGAUGGCUACCCCGUCUUCUUGAAAGACGACGACAACAACAAGUUGUUAUUCAUACUUUUCAUGGUCUCUGAUGCGCUCUCGUUGUUUUCUUCCACAACUUGCGUGCUCACGUUUUUGGGGAUUUUGACCUCGCGCUACGCCGAGGAAGACUUCCUCACAUCCUUGCCGAAGAAGCUGAUCAUCGGCCUUUCGGCGCUGUUUGUGUCCAUUUUGACCAUGAUGGCAGCAUUUUGUUUGUGCAUUGUUCUCAUGUUGAGGCAAACAUACCCAUGGUCUUAUCUUCCUGUUUUCAUCGUCGCCGGCGUCCCGGUAGCCCUCUUUGUGUGGCUGCAAUUCCCUCUUCUUCUUGAUGUCAUUUCUUCCACUUAUGGACCAGGCAUCUUCAAGACUAAAAGGUAAUAUAAAUCACAGUCCUUUUGCCAAGGUCCCAUCUCGUGUGUGUAUUUGCUUAGAGCUUCAAAAUGCAAGACAUUCUUGUUCCUAGGAUAUAUUAUGUGCUUUAAGUAAAUUCAAUUGAUGUAC
Messenger RNA from Cuscuta campestris, 2029 nucleotides. NCBI's taxonomy places the organism in Eukaryota, Viridiplantae, Streptophyta, Magnoliopsida, Solanales, Convolvulaceae. The record is from the annotation of a GenBank genome assembly.